CAUAAGUUAAACAAGUGAAAAAAACGACAAACAAAUUAGUUCUAGAAAAUAAAUUGUGUAUAUAUAUAUGAAUGAAUUAAAAACAGAUUCAUAAACAAUAACAACAAAUCUUUAUAUACAUUCAUUCAUUAAAGAAAUAAAUAAAAAAAAAAAAAAGCCGGAAAGCAGAUGUGAUCUUAUACAUGAACAAAUAGUAAUUCCUACAAAAAACACAAACAAUUUCUUAUUAGAAAAAAGUAGAAAAAAGUGCACUGCCCACCCCACUACAACAAAAUGCAGCAACAUAAAUUUCAUUUGAUAAUACAUCAACAACUACUAAAAUGGCUAAUAAUAGCAUUACUUCUAAUGGGCUCAACAAAUGGAGCUAAAAUAUUGGGCAUAUUUCCACAUGCCAGUGAAAGUCAUUUCGUGGUAAUGAGAACAUUUAUGAUGGAAUUGGCCAAGAAGGAACAUAAUGUUACCCUCUACAGUAGUCAUCGUUUAGAUGAUCGUUUAGACAAUCUAAAAGAAAACAUAAUAGAACCAGAAUUUCCUUUCUGGAAAGAAGUGCAAAAACAGGCGGGUGUUAAGGAUUUGCCAGCGCUUAGUGCCCUAAACAAUGAUAAACUGAAUACCCAUUUAGCAGCUGCUGGUCAGUCACUUAUGGAUUACUUUUUAUCGAAUGUUAAAAUGCAGGAACUAUUAAAAACCCCUGUCGAUGACUUUGACUACGAUAUGAUUAUAGUGGAUCUCUUCUAUUCUGAAGCUCUAUUAGCUUUAGGGCAUUAUUUCAGUGUUCCCGUAAUAGGUGUAGUGAAUACUGACUUUGCCAAUUAUAUGGAACAGAUACAAGAUGUAAUGGUACCCUCGGCUUGUUUACCUUAUGAUUUGAAAGCUUAUGAUAGAAAUUUGGGUUACUGGCAAAGAUUGGCUAAUAUAAAGUCCUGUCUAGCUCGUAGAGAAAGUUUUGUCUAUGAUCAUUAUGGCAGACAGGAAAAAGUUAUUAAAAACAUUUCAAAAGUAAGUUUAACAAAAGCGAUACAUAAAAUUCCAGGUUCCAUGCCCUCAAUAAUGGAUCUACAGGCAAAUCUAGCUUUACUAUUAGUCAACAACUAUUACCCCUUAGCUACGCCAAAACCUUCAAUUCCUAAUAUUAUACCAGUGGGUGGUUUACAUAUUAGAGCUCCCAAAGAACUACCCUGGCAUAUUAGACGUUUCCUCGAUGAAGCUCGUUUUGGUGCCAUAUACAUGCAUUUGGGUGAUGAAAAACUUUGUGCUGAUAUACCCAAAGAAAAACUCGACGUACUUUUCCAUGUCUUGGGUAAACGACAAGAACGCAUAUUAUGGACUUGCCAUGAUGUACAGAAAAUGGAAGGCCUUCCCAAAAAUAUGAUGAUUCAACAUUUAGUACCACAAACUGAUAUUCUAGCUCAUCCCCAUAUACGUUUAUUUAUAAUGAAUGGCGAUAUCAUGGGUUUGCAGGAGAGCAUCAUACGUCAUGUGCCAUUGCUAGGAUUGCCACUUUUCAAGAAUGAAAUGGAAAAUGUAGUGCUGGCUGAGAAGUUACAAAUUGGUGUGCGUGUUGAUUAUACAAAUCUUACCGAAUCUUCCCUAGACUGGGCUUUGGAAACUAUUUUACACAAGGAAUUUUUUGUUCUUAACAUAAGAGAUAUUUCGAAAGUUUUUCGUGAUAGACCAUUAGGUGGUUUAGCCAAUGCCAUGUUUUGGUUAGAUUAUAUUGAUCGCUAUGGCAAUGGUCCUUUAAAAACUCAAGGUCUUGGAAUGCCUUUAAAUGAAUUACAUUUAGCAGACUUAAAAUUUUACAGUUAUCUCAGAUCGUUAGUAGUUCUGGGUGUAUUGAUUGGUUUAUACUAUUUGGGUAUGUUUUUGUGGAAAAAAACGCCAAACAGAUAA
This is a messenger RNA of Lucilia sericata (common green bottle fly), 1893 nucleotides long. It is a transcript of the gene Ugt317A1, whose product is annotated as UDP-glycosyltransferase UGT4. The coding region runs from base 274 to 1893 and encodes 539 amino acids. The record is from RefSeq and is a predicted model, not a curated record. Lineage: Eukaryota; Metazoa; Arthropoda; Insecta; Diptera; Calliphoridae. Gene Ontology annotation, molecular function: UDP-glycosyltransferase activity. The transcript is spliced from 4 exons.